Molecule: messenger RNA, 1300 nt
Organism: Mangifera indica (mango)
Lineage: Eukaryota; Viridiplantae; Streptophyta; Magnoliopsida; Sapindales; Anacardiaceae
Product: agamous-like MADS-box protein MADS2
Exons: 8
Coding region: 302-1030 (242 amino acids)
Biological process (GO): positive regulation of transcription by RNA polymerase II
Cellular component (GO): nucleus
Molecular function (GO): RNA polymerase II cis-regulatory region sequence-specific DNA binding; protein dimerization activity; DNA-binding transcription factor activity, RNA polymerase II-specific
Source: RefSeq, a predicted model, not a curated record
CAGGUUCAUUUAUGGUGAAGAAUUGAAGCCUGAGGUAAAUAUCACAAAGCAAAAACACAAACCCAAUUACAUAAGAAAGCUCCAUUGUCUCUCUCUAGUCUAGCUAGGGUUUCCAUUUCUCAAAACUUUUGUUUUUCUUUUGUAAGGUUUUCAUAUUUUUAGUUGUGUUUCAGUACCUUGACUCUUAAAAAGAAAGAUCAUCUACUUCUUCCCCAGAGAAAAGAUUUUCAUUACUUGAAAUAUAUAUUUAUUAAGUAAUAUUUUUUUUUUUUGUUUUGGUGAGGGGAUUGUUGUUAUUAUUAUGGGGAGAGGAAGAGUUGAGUUGAAGAGGAUAGAGAACAAGAUAAACAGGCAAGUCACAUUUGCCAAGAGAAGAAAUGGGUUGUUGAAGAAAGCUUAUGAACUUUCAGUUCUCUGUGAUGCUGAGGUCGCUCUCAUCAUUUUCUCCACCCGUGGCAAGCUCUAUGAGUUCUGCAGCACCUCUAGCAUGCUCAAGACCCUUGAGAGGUACCAGAAAUGCAGCUAUGGUGCAGUGGAAGUUAAUAAACCUGCCAAGGAGCUCGAGAGUAGCUACCGUGAGUACUUGAAACUCAAAACGAGAUUUGAAGCCCUCCAGCGAACUCAGAGGAAUCUGCUUGGGGAAGACUUGGGUCCCCUUGGAACAAAGGAGUUGGAGCAGCUUGAGCGCCAGUUAGAGUCAUCCUUGAAGUAUGUUCGAUCCACUAAGACCCAGUACAUGCUGGACCAACUUGCUGACCUCCAAAACAAGGAACAGUUGCUACUUGAAGCCAACAGAGCUUUGACUGUAAAGCUGGAGGAAAUCAAUGCAAAAACUCAGAUUCGUCCAACAUGGGAAGGCAGUGAGCACAUGUCAUAUGCUCCUCAGCAUCCUCAGACUCAAGGCUUAUACCAGCCCAUAGAAUGUGAUCCCACUUUGCAAAUAGGGUACACUCCUGUAGUUUCUGACCAGAUUACUGCAACAUCUCAUUCCCAACAUGUGAAUGGGUUUAUUCCUGGAUGGAUGCUCUAAGUGGGGUUUGAUGCUCAACUGGGAAAAUGCUUCUUGAUGUUUGGCAAUUUGUACAUGUUUUCAAGAGCAUGUUUUAAACCCACCCUUAUCAACAUAAAAAACAGCAGUGACUGAUUGAAAUUGUUGCAUGGGAGGACUAAGGAACCUUCAUCCCUGGACUAUAUCCCCUUUAAAUUAUUAUGUCUGAUGGCAUUUAAGACUUCUAUUUUGCUAUUUGCUGUGUUUUACAGCAUGACUAUUUCUUAAUGAACUGACUUGAUUACUAUUUAA